Lates calcarifer (barramundi perch) is the source of this 1356-nucleotide messenger RNA. Its product is annotated as GTPase IMAP family member 7. Bases 54 to 881 code for a protein of 275 amino acids. Lineage: Eukaryota; Metazoa; Chordata; Actinopteri; Centropomidae. Gene Ontology annotation, molecular function: GTP binding. The record is from RefSeq and is a predicted model, not a curated record. The transcript is spliced from 2 exons.
AAUAGUGAGCUCUGUUUUUGUUCAUUCUCACAAGAGAUCAAGUAAAGACAGAGAUGGGUGUCUGCCCCUCAAUCCCUGACGGUCCUCCACUUAGGAUUGUGAUGAUUGGGAAAACUGGAGUCGGGAAGAGUGCUGUUGGUAACACCAUCGUGGGUAAAAAGGUUUUUGAGUCUUCAGCAAGUGCCCAGUCUGUGACAGAGAGCUGUGAGAAAGAACGGGUCCACAGUCGCAGAAAGAUCCAUGUGGUGGAUACACCUGGGAUUCUGGAUACAUGUAAAACUGCAGAGAGCAUCAAGAAAGAGAUUGCAAAAUGCAUCCAGGUGUCCUCUCCUGGCCCUCACGCCUUCCUGCUGAUUAUCCAGAUUGGCAGGUUCACCAAAGAAGAAGAAAACUGUGUGCAAGCCCUGGAGAAAAUCUUUGGACCGGCGGCGUCCAAGUACAUGAUUGUUCUGUUCACACGUGGUGAUGAGCUGCAAGGCAGAACCAUACAGCAAUAUGUGCAAAACGGCCACCCGAAACUUCAAGAGGUGAUAGAAAGGUGUGGUAAGAGGUACCAUGUGUUCAAUAACAAGAGAAGGAGGAACAGAACUCAAGUGGUUGAACUAAUCAAGAAGAUCGAUGACAUGGUGGCAGCGAAUGGGGGAAAGCACUUCAGUGAGCAAAUGUAUGAGGAGGCAGAGCAGACUCUGCAGCAGCAGACUCUGCAGCAGCAGGGGAAGGACAGAGACGCAGCAGAGCAGCAGGUUUACAACUUCUCCUUCAUGUCUGAUCUGCUGCAGAGGGUCAUCCUGUUCCAGGCCAUUUUAGCUACAGCUGCACAGGACACCAACAACCUGGACCACUCCAUCAACCCCUCCUACUCCAAUGUGAGACCUGUCUGACAGAAACAACCUUCAGUGCUAUCCAGAUUUUGUGUGGGAAUGAAACAUUUUGUACAACCAGACACAGUAGCUGGAGAAAACUGAAUUGUAGAAAGUGUAAUUGAAUUUGUGAUCAAACAGUAUGUCAGUUGAUUAAGUGGUGGUCCCUACUGUCCUCCAUGUUUUAUUUUCCAGUGUGUAGUCCAUGAAUGCAAUGGUACUAAUGUACAUAUCUUCUAGUAUGUUGAAAUAAAUGUCAAUCAAAUGUCAAUAAAUAUAUUUAUCAAUAAAAUUUUAUUUAUCAAUAAAAUAUUUCUUAUCAAUAUGACUAUCUGCUGUUUGUAUAUAAAUCUGUAUUACCUGUAAAUUGUAUUUCUGUUGAUGCUUUCAGAUGUCUGUAAAGGACAGAUGACGUUGAUCGUUUUGUGCUAGAUCAGAGGGUCAGUGGUAACUAAUGAUGACUAAAUCUUAAUCAUUAAAAUAAAAUAAAAAACCA